Messenger RNA from Staurois parvus, 259 nucleotides. The record is from the annotation of a GenBank genome assembly. NCBI's taxonomy places the organism in Eukaryota, Metazoa, Chordata, Amphibia, Anura, Ranidae.
AUGUGCGUUGAUGAGGCUGCACUGAUGGGCACUGAUAGGCAGCACUGAUGGGCACUGAUAGGCAGCACUGAUGGGCACUGGCCAGGGGCGGACUGACAACUCAUGGGGCCCCCGGGCAAUAGGGGAUUAUGGAGCCUCUGUGUCCUUGCCCAAACUCAAAAAAGCCUAUAAAAAAGGUACCAGGGGCAUUUCAUGGGGCCCCCAAUGACCCCGGGCCCUCAGGCAGUGCCCGAGUGCUCGAAUGGUCAGUCCGCCCCUG